AUGGCCACGCAAUUAUUUGAGACAAACGGCGUCCGCGUCGCCGUCGAAGGCUGCGGCCACGGCAUGCUCAACGGAAUUUACGCCGCCGUCGCCACCUCGUGCGCGGAGCGUGGCUGGGACGGCGUCGACAUCCUCAUCAUCGGCGGCGACUUCCAGGCCGCGCGCAACGCGGCUGACCUCACCGUCAUGUCGGUCCCCGCCAAGUACCGCGCGCUCGGCGACUUCUGGGAGUACUACGCGGGGAAGCGCACGGCGCCGUACCUGACCGUGUUCGCGGCGGGCAACCACGAGGCGGCGUCGCACCUGUGGGAGCUCUACUACGGCGGCUGGGCGGCGCCCAACAUCUACUACCUCGGCGCCGCCAACGUGCUGCGGCUGGGGCCGCUGCGGAUCGCGGCCAUGAGCGGCAUCUGGAAGGGCUUCGACUACCGCAAGACGCACCACGAGAGGCUGCCGAUGGGGCCCGACGAGAUCAAGAGCUUCUACCACGUGAGGGAGGUGGACGUGCGGAAGCUGCUGCUGCUGAGGGAGCAGGUCGACGUCGGGGUGAGCCACGACUGGCCGCGGGGGAUCGAGAAGUGGGGCGACGAGAAGGCGCUGUGGAAGAUGAAGCCCGAUUUCGAGGCGGAGUCGAGGGAUGGGACGUUGGGCAACGUGGCGGCGGAGUAUGUUUGUGAUCGGCUGCGGCCGCCGUAUUGGUUUUCGGCGCAUUUACAUUGCAAGUAUGCUGCGUUGAAGACUUACGAGGACGGGGCUGCUGAGGUUGUCGCUCCGGCACCUGCUCCUGCGCCUGAGGGCAACCCCAACGAAAUCGACCUCGAUGGCGAUGAGGAAAUCACAGAUGCCCCCGCCGCUGCUCAAGGAAAUCCUAACGAGAUCAACCUUGACGAUGACGACGAUGAGGAGAUGACUGCUACAGAGAAACCGGCCAGCACGAAAGAAGACGCCAGCAAGGAGGAAGACACCAGCAAGAAGACCACAGUCUCCGAAGAGCUGCGCGCCCAGCUGCCCGCCUCAUUCGCCCGCCCUCAACCCCAGCCGAAGCGAACCCCAGGCCAGCCCGUCCCGCCGACCAUCACAAACAAACAAGUCAAGUUCCUCGCCCUCGACAAGUGCCUCCCCCGCCGGCACUUCCUCCAACUCCUCGAAGCGCACCCCCACAACGUCCCGCCCGCGGACCAGCCCGCGCCCGUCCGCCCCUUCCGGCUGCAGUACGACCCCGAAUGGCUCGCCAUCACCCGCGUCUUCCACCCCACGCUCAAGAUCGGCGACCCGACGGCGCAGCCGCCGCCGGACCUGGGCGAGGAGCACUACGCGCCGCUCAUCGACGCGGAGCGCGCGUGGGUCGAGGAGAACGUGGUGGCCCAGGGCAAGCUGGACGUGCCACUCAACUUUGAAAUCACGGCGCCGCCUCAGGCCCGGGGCGAGCCCGAGUCGGUGCCGCACCAGCCGUUCGAGUACACCAGCCCGCAGACGGCGGCGUUCUGCGAGAUGAUCGGGGUCGAGAAUAUCUGGGACGCGAGCGAGGAGGAGAGGUUGGAGAGGAAGGCCCGUGGACCGCCUGCCGCGGAGUUUAGAGGACACCGGGGCGGUGGGAGGGGUCACAGAGGUGGUGGACGCGGUGGAAGAGGCGGACGAGGCGGCGGCGGUCGAGGAAGGGGAGGACGGGGAAGGGGCGGUCACUGA
Molecule: messenger RNA, 1686 nt
Organism: Colletotrichum karsti
Lineage: Eukaryota; Fungi; Ascomycota; Sordariomycetes; Glomerellales; Glomerellaceae
Product: putative lariat debranching enzyme domain-containing protein
Exons: 2
Coding region: 1-1686 (561 amino acids)
Biological process (GO): mRNA splicing, via spliceosome
Cellular component (GO): nucleus
Molecular function (GO): RNA lariat debranching enzyme activity
Source: RefSeq, a predicted model, not a curated record